AGGAUCAGGAUCAGGAAGGAAGAAAUCAAGAAGAUGUGCUCAGCAACGGCGUCGCAGAUUGUUGCAAAAUUGAAUCUGAAGCCGCAUCCAGAAGGUGGGUUUUACUGGGAAACGCUCAGGGAUACUUCCGUCGUCCUCCUCAAACCUCAGCUUCCUUCCCAGUGUUAUGCCAUCUGAAAAGGAUAGCACCUGUUGUUUUCCUCGUACAACUCCACUGUCUGCAAAAGGUUAUGUCAGGUCCUCCUCCUCCGCUGUCUGCAAAUUCUGUGAUCUAGAUAAGGUUGGUCGUCCUAUCAGUACUAGCAUAUAUUUUUUGCUACCUUCUGGGAGCGUAUCGCACCUCCAUCGUAUACCAUGCGCAGAAACCUGGCACUUCUAUAUGGGAGAACCUAUUACGGUAGUGGAAAUGAAUGAUAAAGAUGGUAGUGUGAAGUUAACAUGCCUUGGACCUGAUCCAAUUGGAGCAAACCAGCAACUGCAGUACACAGUGCCCCCCAAUGUGUGGUUUGGUGCAUAUCCAACACUGGACAUGGACAUUUCUGCUGAAAGUGUAGCAAGAAAAAAUGCACCUAGAGAUGCUGAGAACCACUUUUCCCUUGUGGGAUGUACUUGUGCCCCGGCCUUUCAGUUCGAGGAUUUUGAGCUGGCACAACGAUCUGAGCUAAUUUCAAGCUUUCCCAAAUAUGGUUCCCUGGUUAAUUUACUCACUUUUGCCGAGUGAUUGGGAGAAACUUUUCGCUGGAAUAAAUUAGAUGUUCCUUCCCUCUGUUCAAAUGCUUGCGCUGUUUGACCUUUGUGGUAGGAGCCUUUGGCUUUGUUAAAUUUCAGAACAUAAGAGAGAAAGAACUUACAGAGAAAUAUAAUUUCUCUCUCGUUUUUCUCAUCAGUUUUCAUUAACAUAAAACUCCUCAUAUAGGAGACACAUUACAAAAGAGAGUGCAUGAGCCAUUACCUACUA
Molecule: messenger RNA, 958 nt
Organism: Diospyros lotus (date-plum)
Lineage: Eukaryota; Viridiplantae; Streptophyta; Magnoliopsida; Ericales; Ebenaceae
Exons: 4
Coding region: 167-721 (184 amino acids)
Cellular component (GO): intracellular anatomical structure
Source: RefSeq, a predicted model, not a curated record